Messenger RNA from Nicrophorus vespilloides, 2423 nucleotides. RefSeq names its product probable ATP-dependent RNA helicase DHX35. The coding region runs from base 335 to 2389 and encodes 684 amino acids. NCBI's taxonomy places the organism in Eukaryota, Metazoa, Arthropoda, Insecta, Coleoptera, Silphidae. The transcript has 9 exons. The record is from RefSeq and is a predicted model, not a curated record. Gene Ontology annotation, cellular component: intracellular anatomical structure; catalytic step 2 spliceosome. Gene Ontology annotation, molecular function: RNA binding.
GUUCUAUUUUUACGUACACCCAGACAAGGCUAAAUACAAAAAGAAAAUCAAGAACAUAUCAAAACAAAAUCAGCUUUUUAUCAUCAAAUGAGGACAUUCCAUCUGAGCUAGUCUUUCUGUAUUGCAUAAAUCUUUUAAUUAAUUCAGUUGUCAUGGCAAUCAAAUAGUUAGAAUGCUUUGAAUGUUAAUUGUCAGUGGGUACAAUGACUUUUAAUAAGUUUAAUUAUAUAAAUUGAAUACACACACACAUACACAAAAAACCUACUGCAUACAUGUUUAUAAUUGCUCGUCGAAGAUUAAAGUUGCAUCCAGAGAUUCGGCCGAGGAUCCGAGUAUGAGUGAUAUCACGCCGAAGUUUCUGAAACCCGCUGAAAGUUCGAGCUUCCUAGAUAGAAAAGAGACUAACCUCUCAUACGAGAGUACCGAAUUCAUCUUCAAUAGGAAUAUCUCGCAAUCCGUUCAAGUCCAGCGGCAGAAGCUACCGAUCUUCAGGAACCGCAGUCACAUUCUUUAUCUACUCGAGAAGUACCAAACACUCGUGUUAGUGGGAGAAACCGGAUGCGGGAAAAGCACGCAAAUACCGCAGUAUAUGAUAGAGGCGGAAUGGCCUGGGACGAUUGGAGUGUGCCAACCUAGGCGCAUCGCAGCCAUCUCCUUGGCCAGGAGGGUAGCAGAUGAAACCUCAACUCAGGUCCAAGGAAGUCACGUCGGAUAUGCCGUCAGAUUCGACGCCUGCACAAUACAACCUAAAAUCAAAUAUAUGACCGAAGGAAUUCUGAUGAGGGAAAUGAUGGCCGAUCCGUUACUCUCCACAUACUCGGCAAUAAUGCUUGACGAAGUGCACGAAAGGACUCUGUACACCGAUAUCUUGAUGGGACUGAUGAAGAAGAUUCUGAAGAAACGUAAGGAGUUGCGGUUGAUCGUUGCCUCAGCUACAGUUGAUGCGCGAGAAUUGAAAGCCUUCUUCAAUAGCAACGAUGGUACAAACAAAUCGAUGGAUACGGCUGCAAUUCUUUCGGUACACGGAAGACAAUUUCCAGUUGAUGUUUACUUCAUCAAAGAACCAAUUCCUUGCUAUGUGCAAGGUGUAAUCGAUUUAGUAGUAAAAAUUAACAAUUCCAAGGAACCCGGUGAUAUCUUAGCGUUUUUAACUGGACAGGAAGAAGUUGAUAGAGCAUGGCGUGUCCUGAAGGAGCAUGCAAACUUGCUGGAAGAAGAAGACAAGAAAAACAAAAUGUUUGUGUUACCGAUGUACGGAUCUCUACCAAAUAUGGAACAGCUAAAGGUAUUCAAAUUCGCACCCGACGGCUAUAGGAAAGUUGUGCUUGCUACAAAUGUUGCAGAAACAUCUGUAACUAUACCGGGAAUCGUCCAUGUGAUCGACUGUGGCUUUGUAAAAUUGAAAUGGUUCAAUAACGACACGCACACGGAUAGUUUGAUGCUCCUCCCCAUAAGCAAAGCAUCUGCGAAUCAAAGGGCAGGAAGGGCGGGUCGAAUGCGAUCCGGCAAAGUUUACAGGCUGUACGCGGAGAAGGAUUGGCCUAGAAUGGCCGAUGCCACGCCUCCAGAAAUAACACGCACCAAUUUAACCUACGUAUUGUUGCAACUGAAAGCUUUGGGUAUCAGCAAUAUUUUGGAAUUUGAUUUCCCGAGUCCUCCGCCGCUUGCAAACAUAAAGAGCGCUUUGGAAAUCUUAUAUGCCUUGGAUGCAAUUGAUAUUCGUGGUGAGCUGACCAAUCCGCUGGGAUUCAAUAUGGCCGAAUUCGCUCUGGAUCCGAUGUACUCGAAGGUGUUGCUGAGUUCGGGAGAAUACGGCUGUUCCGAAGAAAUACUCACGGUGAUUUCAAUGCUGCAAGUGGAGACGAUCUUCGUGAAGCCGUUGUCGGGGAACAAUUCGAUUAAAGCCCGUAUAAAGAAACGAAUGUUCGAAGUGGAGGAGGGGGAUUUGAUCACCUAUUUAAAUGUAUUUUCCGGCUUCAUGAAUAACGAUAUGCAGCAGGGCUUCUGCCAAAGGAAUUACCUCAAUUACAAAAGUUUGAAGCGGGUCGUAGAAAUAAGAAAGCGGUUGGAAAAGAUGCUCGUUAAUUAUGGUGUGCCUCUUGUUUCAUGCGGAGGGUUUGCUGAGACUGUUUGCAAAUGUUUGGUGACGGGGCUAUUCCCCAAUGCCGCUUAUUUACAUCAUUCUGGCGUGUACAAAACAGUUAGGGGCGAUAUCGAGUUGCAUGUCCACCCGGACAGCAGUUUGUACACAAUCACGCAACCCCAAUGGGUUUUGUUCUGCGAGGUCCUUCACACCACCGAAUUAUUCAUGAGGGAUUUAACCGUCAUCAACAGCGAAUGGUUGCUAGAACUUGCGCCGCACUUUUAUCAUAGGACAACAUCGUUUUAGGUAAAAAAAUAAAUAAUACUUUUAAAAAAAUAAA